AGAUUCUUUAUUUGACCCAAACCCUAACCAACAUUUUCAGUUCUUUAUUUUUUUCUCUUAUUAAUUUUCCAGUUCUCUUUUCAUUUUCACUUAUAGCCGUUACAACUCACGGCUCCCUCUUCUCCUCUCGUCUCCCUUUCUUGUUUUAGCAACAAAAAUGGCGACGAAAUUAGCUACAGAAUUGCCUUCUACGACGGUUAUUUCUUGCUCUUUGAAAAGAAAAAGACCGCCCAGUCUUGAAAUUCCAAAUGUACUUCAAGAAAUUCAGUCUGAUAGGCUUAAAUUUAAAGAUUUGACUCCGACGAACGAACCCUUUUGUUUUAGUGACACUGGCGUCGCGGUUUCCUCCAUUAAAGGCAAGAAAAAGUUUAUGGAAGAUGCCCACAAGAUUGUUUCUCGUUUAAACGGCUGUUCCAACUCAGGUUUCUUUGGUGUUUAUGAUGGGCAUGGAGGGAAAAAAGCUGUGGAGUUUGUUGCAGAGAAUUUGCAUGGUAAUAUUCUUGAAAUGAUGGUGAAUUGUAAUGGAAAUGAAUCCAAAGAGGAAGCUGUUAAAGCUGGGUACUUGAAAACAGACCAUGAAUUCUUGAAGCAGGGUGUAGUAAGCGGCGCCUGUUGUGUGACAGCCUUGAUUGAAGGACAGGAGGCUGUGGUGUCGAAUUUGGGUGAUUGCCGAGCUGUUCUAUGUAGAGGAGGAGUGGCAGAAGUGCUUACAAAAGAUCAUAGAGCAGAGCGGGAGGAUGAACGACAAAGAAUCGAGAACAAGGGAGGAUAUGUAGAGAUCCACCGCGGAGCAUGGAGAGUUCACGGUAUACUUUCUGUUUCGAGAAGCAUUGGAGAUGCUCAUCUCAAGGACUGGGUGCUCGGCGAGCCUGAUACAAUAAUCUUGCCUCUGACCCUAGACACAGAGUUUCUUGUCUUAGCUUCCGAUGGACUAUGGGAAGAGAUCGGAAACCAAGAAGUUAUUGAUACUGUGAUAGCAUCAUGUAUGCCUGAGAAGAAAUUGGGGUCCAAAGUAGAUGUACAAAAAGAUGAUGUUCUUUGUGGCAUUGUAAAUGUAAGUCCUUCGCCAAAGUUCCGACGAGUUUCCCUAGUCAAGCAACAAUAUGGGACUAAUAAACAGUCCCCAAGCAAUAAUAAAACGAUACUUGAUAGCUGGCAUGAUGACUUUGCCUGUGAAAAUGAAAGUCCUCCGUCGAAGUCUCGAAGAAUUUCAUUGGUCAAGCGAAUAAACGUCAAGAAUGAGUCACCGAGUAAAGAGAACAGUCCGCUUAAGAAGAAACCUUUGUGUACAGGGCUUGUGGCUGCUUGCAAGGAGCUUGUGAAUCUUGCAGUGAGUAGAGGUAGUUUAGAUGAUAUCACUGUUAUGAUUAUUGAUUUGAAGCACUUCAGAAAUAUCAUUAUCUCAAUUCUCUACUCAAAUCGUUUUUUCUUGCUUAUAAAGUUACCCAUUUUUAAGCUCUUUUCAGAGUCUUAUAUAAUGCAAAUCACCAAUGAACCAUCAUCAACCAUAACCAGAUCAGGCCAGAGUGUGUUCAUGUCAGUAUACAGAACAAUAUUAGCCAAUCAAUGUCGUUUAAUCACCAUAACAUGGUGCAAAAAUCUCUUACUUCAUGGCUUAUCUAUUUCAGUUCAACCAACCAACAAUCAAGAUCAUCAUCAAGAGUGCAAGAUUGAACUAAAGCCAUGGUGUUUUUGGAGAAAACAAGGUGGUAAGCAAUUUUUAGUAGAUGGUAAGGCUGUUGAUGUCGUUUGGGAUCUAAAACAAGCAAAAUUCAAUGGAGAAACAGAGCCACAAUCAGAUUAUUAUGUUGCUGUCGUCUCUGAAGGUGAAGUCGUUUUACUUCUUGGUGAUUUAAAAAAAGAUGCAUAUAGAAGAACAAAAUGUAGGCCUUCUCUUAAUGAACCAAUUUUAGUGUCAAGAAAAGAGCAUGUAGUUGGGAAAAGGAAAUUCAGUACAAAAAUUAAGAAAGAACCGACAAGUUAUAGCUCAAACUGUAUAAGCGUCGGGCAGCAUUCUGUUAACGUCGUGGGUUCAUUUUCUCCCAUCAGCGCUCCUCUUUCUCAAUUAUCGAAAAACAAAAUUCAUGAGAAAGAUACAAAAUUUCAUGAAAUUUCAAUUGAAUGCAUUAAUGGUUUUGAAUUUGAUCCAAAACUAGAGAUUAAAGUUGAUGGAGAAAUAGCAUUUGAAGUCAAGCAUCUUCAAUGGAAGUUUAGAGGAAAUGAAAUAAUUGAUGUGAGUAAAAGAAAAGUUGAGGUUUAUUGGGAUGUUCAUGAUUGGUUAUUUGGGUCUGGUCCAAGGUAUGGGUUGUUCAUUUUUAAGCCAGUUUCAUCAUCAAUACCAUUGUUGAAUGAUCAAGAAGUUGCUUGUGCACCAAGGGAAGAAGAUAAUGCUUGUGGGUCAUCUAGUUUUUGCUUGUUUUUGUACACUUGGAAGGUAGAAUGAAGGGUAGUUUUCCCCGUAGUUCCGACUUUUAAAUGGUACAACGAAAAUAUUAUGAUAUCGAUGUCUAUAAUGUAAUUUCUUUAAAUUCAUAGAUCUCGGCUUUUAAA
Molecule: messenger RNA, 2550 nt
Organism: Mercurialis annua (annual mercury)
Lineage: Eukaryota; Viridiplantae; Streptophyta; Magnoliopsida; Malpighiales; Euphorbiaceae
Exons: 6
Coding region: 158-2443 (761 amino acids)
Molecular function (GO): cation binding
Source: RefSeq, a predicted model, not a curated record